Molecule: messenger RNA, 3869 nt
Organism: Pyrgilauda ruficollis (rufous-necked snowfinch)
Lineage: Eukaryota; Metazoa; Chordata; Aves; Passeriformes; Passeridae
Exons: 3
Coding region: 114-3869 (1251 amino acids)
Biological process (GO): homophilic cell-cell adhesion
Cellular component (GO): plasma membrane
Molecular function (GO): calcium ion binding
Source: RefSeq, a predicted model, not a curated record
ACCCAUCCUUCAGUUUGGCCUUAAAGGACAACCCUGGUGGAAGCACGCAGCCAGAAUUAGUAUUGGAGGAAGUGUUGGACCGAGAGAAGCAGAGCUCCUUUGAAUUGGUGCUGAUGGCGGUAGACGGUGGAGAACCUGCAAGGUCCGGGACUGUUCAGGUUCGCAUCAACGUGACAGACGCAAAUGACAACCCACCGGUGUUUAGCAAAAGCGUCUAUGAGGCGCGAGUGUCGGAGAAUCUGCCGGUAGGGUCUCUGGUGCUGAGGGUACGGGCGACGGAUGCAGAUGUAGGCUCCAAUGGGCGAAUCUCCUACGCAUUUGGCAAUGUCCCUGACGACGUCCCUUCAUUGUUCACAGUUGACAGCGACAGCGGGGAGAUCAGGACGGCGAGUCUCCUCGAUUUUGAGGACAGGAGUAAAUAUAUCUUCGGCCUGGAGGCAAGAGACGGCGGUGGCCUCACCAAUCACUGCCAAGUGCAGAUCGACAUUACAGACGAAAAUGACAACGCGCCCGAGAUCACAAUUUUGUCCCUCUCGAGCUCCGUGCCCGAGGAUUCCCCGACAGGCACCGUGGUGGCUCUGCUGAAAGUUCGUGACCGAGACUCGGGCGAGAACGGUCAGGUGUCGUGCGAGCUGUCGGGAGAGGCGCCGCUGUCGAUCGUGGCGUCGUCGGGCGGCUCGUACAAGGUGGUGACGGCGAGCGCGCUGGACCGCGAGCAGGCGUCCGAGCACCGCGUGACGGUGGUGGCCCGGGACCGGGGCAGGCCGGCGCUGUGGAGCAGCACGGAGCUGGUGCUGGAGGUGUCGGACGUGAACGACAACGCGCCGGUGUUCGAGGAGGCGGCGUACAGCGCGUACGUGGCGGAGAACAACGCGGCGGGCGCGCUGGUGCUGCGCGUGCAGGCGCGGGACGCGGACGCGGGCGCCAACGGGCGCGUGAGCUACUGGCUGGCGGGCGGCAGCGCGGGCGCGGCGGGCGCGGCGCCGCUCGUGUCGGUGGAGGCGCGGAGCGGCGCGCUGUACGCGCAGCGCUCCCUGGACUACGAGCAGUGCCGCGAGUUCACGGUGGCCGUGCGGGCGCAGGACGGCGGCUCGCCGGCGCGCAGCUCCACGGCCACGGUGCGCGUCUUCGUGCUGGACCGCAACGACAACGCGCCCCGGGUGCUGUGGCCGGCAGCGGCGGGAGGCGGAGCCGCUGCGGCGCCGGGAGAGGCUCCGGGAGCGGCGGCGACUCCUUUCGAGGUGGUUCCGCGUUCGGCCGAGGCCGGGUACCUGGUGGCCAAGGUGGUGGCGGUGGACGCGGACGCGGGGCGCAACGCGUGGCUGUCCUACGAGCUGGUGCCGGCGUCGGAGCCGGCGCUGUUCCGCGUGGGGCUGCACAGCGGCGAGGUGCGCACGGCGCGCGCCGUGUCCGAGCGGGACGCGGCCAAGCAGCGCGUGGUGGCCGUGGUGAAGGACCACGGGCAGCCGGCGCUCUCGGCCACGGCCACGCUGCACGUGGUGCUGGCCGAGAGCUUGCAGGAGGCGCUGCCGGAGCUGAGCGAGCGGCCGGCGGGCGCCGAGGCGGCGGCGGCGGCCGAGCUGCAGUUCUACCUGGUGCUGGCGCUGGCGCUGCUGUCGGCGCUCUUGGUGCUGAGCGUGGCGCUGGCCGUGCUGGCGCGGCUGCGCCGGGCCGGGCCGCCCGCCGUGCUGCGCUGCCUGGGCGCGCAGCGCUUCUCGCUGGCCGGCGCCGCCUUCCCGGCCGACUUCUGCGAGGGCACCUUGCCCUACUCCUACAACCUGUGCGUGGCGGCGCCGGCCCGCGCCGUGCCCGAGGCCGCUUGGCCGCCGCCGCCGCCGCUGCCCAUCCUGUCGGCGGAGGAGCUGCUGGGCGGCGAUUCCUGCGAGAAACCGAGCCCGAGCAGCGACCUUGUCACGAGAGAGCCGGCGUCCCAUCCCGGUGCACCGCAGGUCUGUAAAACCCGGUUACUCUUUUUCCUGAGUCUUUCCUCAGGGCAUGCAGCGUUCUGCUUUUCUGCUUCGGUUGUGUUUUGGUAUGCCUCGUAUAGGUCUGUGUUUCAUUGGACAAGAAUGCUGUCCCGUGUCUCUCUAACAGCCUCCAGUGCCCGCAGCCAGUUCUGGUCUCAUCAGCUGUCUCACUUGUUGGUUCAGUGUAAUGUCUCUUACAUUUUAGCUUGUGGUGCAUCAAAUGUUGCAGGACUGUUGAUGCUCUCGGAGGCGGGGAAUAGCCGGCCGCGGUGCGGUGCCGCGGCGGAGAUGUGCGCGGCGGGGAGGCGCUGGGGCCGGCGGCAGCGAGCUCUGCUCUGCGCCAUCCUGCUGGCGGCGUGGCAGGCGGCGUGGGGGCAGCUGCGCUACUCGGUGCCCGAGGAGAUGCCCAAGGGCUCCUUCGUGGGCGACGUGGCCAAGGACCUGGGGCUGCACCUGCCGGAGAUCCGAGAUCGAGGCGUCCGCAUUGUUUCUGAGGGUAGUAUGGAGUAUUUCGCUCUGCACGAAAAGACAGGACAUUUAGUGACGGCGGAGAGAAUCGACAGAGAGCAGCUGUGCGAGAGUGUGCAGCAAUGCGUGCUGCGCUGUGAGCUGAUAGUGGAAGGAGAAAUGAAGAUUUACCGAAUAGAAGUAGAAAUCACGGACAUUAACGACAACGAGCCCAGCUUCAAGGAAGCUGAGGUGGAAGAAAGAAUAAGCGAGGGGACAGCGCCGGGUUCGCGGUUUCCCUUACCCGAGGCGCACGACCCGGAUUCUGGUCAGAAUUCCCUGCAGAGCUACGAGCUGAGCGGCGACGAGCACUUCUCGCUGGCCGUGCAGGCGGGCCCCGGCGGCGAUCAGCGUCCCGAGCUGGUGCUGGCCAAGGCGCUGGACCGGGAGGAGGCGGCGUUUCACGAGCUGGUGCUGAGGGCGAGCGACGGCGGCGAUCCGGCACGGACGGGCACGGCUCGGAUCCGCGUGACCGUGGUGGACGCGAACGACAACGCGCCCGUGUUCAGCCAGGCGGAGUACACGGUGCGUGUGCCCGAGGACGUGCCCGUGGGCUCUGUCCUCGUCACUGUCACGGCCACGGACGCCGACGAGGGUCUGAACGGACAGGUGACAUAUUCUUUUAAGAAAAUAACUGAAAGAGCCUCGAAGAUAUUCCAUUUGGACUCUGAGAUGGGUGCCAUCACUCUGUUCAGGAACCUGGAUUUUGAGGAAGGCAACUACUAUGAGCUGGACGUGCAGGCACGAGAUGGGGGAGGUCUUUUCGACACAGCCAAAGUCGCGAUCACGGUCACAGACAUAAACGAUAACGCACCCAAAAUUUCGGUGAGGUCGACGCUAAAUGAGAUUUCUGAGGACUCCUCAUCUGGGACAGUUGUCGCACUGUUACAGGUACAUGAUCUAGACUCGGGGAGUAAUGGCGAGGUGAGCUGCUCGAUCGAUGGGGACGUCCCAUUCCGGCUGGAGAAAUCCUUCGAGGACUACUACCGUGUGGUGACAGCGAGAGAGCUGGACCGGGAGCAGGUGCCGGAGUACAACGUGACGGUGCGGGCGGCCGACGGCGGGUCGCCGGCGGGGCCAAAUUCUUUUUUCCAUGCUUUCCUUCAUUUCGGGAGAGACCCCGGGGCCGGUGCAGCCGCUGAGCCCCGCCCAAAGCCGGGCCCCCUUGAGCGCGGCCAUCCGGCGGCUGCAGUGGCGCGGCGGCGCCUCCGGGUGUCGCUGUUGGCCGCCGCCGAGCGGCGCUGGAGCCGCCGCCGCCGCCGCCGCAGCGUCCUGCCCCCGCAGGCUGCUCGCUCGCCCGGCGCCGGCCACAGCGGCAGCGGCACCGCCAACAGCAGCAGCAGCAGCGGCGGCGAGAGGCGGAGAGAGGCGGCGCGCCGAGCUCGCUGCGUUUGA